AGCAUGUCAACUAUCGAACGUAUCAUGCGUGACAUGCGAACGUAUCGAUGACACACUGAAAUGCAAUAUCGAAACAUCGUCCAUCGCAAGUGCUUACAGUUCUACUUUGUGAAUCCAACAAGACGGUCAUUUUAUUCUUCGAUGUUAUUUGUCAAUUCGCCGAAAGCACAAAAAUAUUGAACAAUUUCGCGUGUAGUGUAAAAGUUUGCAUCACUUAGCAGCCAGCAUAAGCACAUUAAACAUUAAAUUUUUUGCAACAAAAGCCAUUGUUUUGUUUCAUCCUUAUUCUGAUGUGUGCGUGUUGUGAUAAGAAAUCAGUGUGAUUUGUUGUAGUUGCAUAAUAACCCCUCAACCAUAAUUCUAAAGCGCCAAAAUCAGAACAACAACUAAAACGGAACGUUUACAGCAAAACAGGGAGAGAAAAUAAUAGAAAAGAAAAAAUUCCAUUGCGGUGUUGCGGCCGCCGUUGCCGCCGGGAAAAGAGCCGCUACCCGCCGGCCCAAAAGCCUGCUGCUGCCCGCUGCUUUUUUGUUGUAGUUGUGGGAGGGGGAGCAACUUCCAAGUGCGCGUUAAUUAGCCAAUCACAUCUCACGUUCGCACACCAAAAGUGGAAACCACAAAUAUAAAAAUAAACUCGAUUAUGUCCCAAAAUCGUGAAACUUUGAUACAUUUGCUAGCCGGCGGAUCCGCUGGAACCGUUGGUGCUGUGGUAACAUGUCCCUUGGAGGUGGUCAAGACCCGUUUACAGAGCUCAACGGCGUUCCUGUCGCCGUCGACACGUAUUGUUGAGUCCGCUGGCGGACCGGCGAAUGGUGGCGCCUCCGAGCUGCUGCGGCCCGAACAACGACGUAAGCUAAGCACAACGAUAUUACGUAACAGAUCACAGCCACAGGUGAUUGGGGGUGUGCGUAGGAUAAUGGCCAUUUCACAUUGCGGCAUCUCAUCGACAACCCCAAAAUCUAUGAGCAUUAUGCAGUGCCUGCGACACAUUGUACAGAAUGAGGGUCCCAAAGCGCUUUUCAAAGGACUCGGGCCAAAUCUUGUCGGCGUGGCACCGUCGCGUGCCAUUUACUUUUGCACCUAUUCACAGACAAAGAACUCGCUCAACAGUUUGGGAUUCGUUGAGCGGGAUUCACCGCUUGUGCACAUUAUGAGCGCUGCCAGCGCCGGCUUUGUAUCAUCGACAGCGACAAAUCCGAUUUGGUUUGUGAAGACGCGAAUGCAGCUGGACUACAACUCCAAGGUGCAGAUGACUGUGCGGCAAUGCAUCGAGCGGGUCUACGCCCAAGGGGGCAUUGCUGCCUUCUACAAGGGCAUCACUGCCAGCUAUUUUGGCAUCUGCGAGACGAUGGUGCACUUUGUCAUCUACGAGUUCAUCAAAUCCAAACUGUUGGAGCAGCGCAAUCAGAGGCACACGGACACAAAGGGUUCACGUGAUUUCCUGGAGUUCAUGAUGGCUGGCGCCGUAUCCAAGACGAUUGCCUCCUGCAUUGCAUAUCCACACGAGGUGGCACGAACGCGUCUGCGCGAGGAGGGCAACAAAUACAACUCGUUCUGGCAAACGUUGCACACCGUCUGGAAGGAGGAGGGACGCGCUGGACUUUACAGAGGCCUGGCCACGCAACUGGUGCGACAGAUUCCCAACACGGCGAUCAUGAUGGCCACCUAUGAGGCGGUGGUUUAUGUGUUGACGCGACGCUUUAACAAUAAAUCGAAUGAGUUUUACGAUUUUUGAAGUCGGAUAUGCGGCCACGCCUAUUAGCGCCUAUACCAACCGCCCGCCCGCCAGCCCGCCUCCCAAACCGUAACGGACUAGUUAACAGCGAUAAAACCAAUCUGUGUAUAAUGAUGUAGACGCGACUGCUGCAACUUAAUAUUGUAAUUUGUAAUCUAAUUGUGGUUUUCUAGACGAUUUAACCAACGAGCGCAAAUUUCGUUCAACUUAGCUCCUAAGACAACGAACUCGAUAGACUUGAUGAGACGUUAGAAAAAUAAGCGUAAAAAUCCGCACGAAUUAUUUUCUAAAUUGCAAAAGGAUAAAAAGAAACUAAAACCAAGGCCAAACAAAAAAGGAAAAAAAAACAAACUGAAAUUGUAACUUUAAAUGACUUCAAUUGAGUUGAAAAUGUUAUCAAAAUUUAAACAAAAAAAUAAAUAAGAAGGCUAAUUAGUGAAAACUUAUGUACAUUUACACAUUAAAUUAUCGUUGAUAUUUUGAUAUAUAUUCACUUGUACAUAUAGAGAUAUAAAUAAUUAUGCUGUACAGUGUAGUUGAAGAACUUAGUUGAAAUAUGCCGCUCAGAAUAUUUUUGUAUAUAAAAGAAGAUUGCUUUUGAUUUAAUUUAUCUUGUUGCCUUCCUAGUAGUUCUUAGUUGAUAAGCACAAUCUGUAGUAAUACAUCCGCAGGAUUAGGAUAUAUGCUGUGUAGAAUUAAUCCUGCGGUCGCAGUCAUUAGGCGCGCAAAUCUGUUGCCCAAAUCGAUGCCGCCAUAUCUAUAUACACACAUACAUAUACAUAUAUAUAUAUAUAUAUCGAUAUAAUUACUCUUAUAAAUUCGUACACAUAUGUAGAAUCGGUGUGCACUAUGCAGCGUAUACGUAAUUGUUGUGUUAAGUUUUCUCAAAUGCGAUAUAUAUUUUAGUUACUAUUAAUCUAUCAUUACUAUUAACGGAUACGUUGCUGUUUAUUUAGUGAUUAAUAAUAUAUAUAUACAUGCCACUAUAUUUUAUAGUGCCUUUAAUCGUAUUUAAUUAAUACCGAGCAAAGAACGAAACAAAAAAGUACUGUGAAUAUUUGAUAACAAUCUAAUUGAGUGGUGAAAUCAAUAAAUAUAAUUUUUUGUUUAA
Drosophila grimshawi is the source of this 2846-nucleotide messenger RNA. RefSeq names its product mitochondrial carrier protein Rim2 (gene Rim2). Lineage: Eukaryota; Metazoa; Arthropoda; Insecta; Diptera; Drosophilidae. Gene Ontology annotation, cellular component: mitochondrial membrane; mitochondrion. Gene Ontology annotation, biological process: pyrimidine nucleotide import into mitochondrion; mitochondrial transport. Gene Ontology annotation, molecular function: pyrimidine nucleotide transmembrane transporter activity. Bases 641 to 1735 code for a protein of 364 amino acids. The transcript has 7 exons. The record is from RefSeq and is a predicted model, not a curated record.